This is a messenger RNA of Ochotona curzoniae (black-lipped pika), 1908 nucleotides long. It is a transcript of the gene ANGPTL1, whose product is annotated as angiopoietin like 1. Gene Ontology annotation, biological process: cell surface receptor protein tyrosine kinase signaling pathway. NCBI's taxonomy places the organism in Eukaryota, Metazoa, Chordata, Mammalia, Lagomorpha, Ochotonidae. The record is from RefSeq and is a predicted model, not a curated record. The transcript is spliced from 5 exons. Bases 320 to 1795 code for a protein of 491 amino acids.
AGACAGAGCAAAGCCACAGCGCUCGCUCCGCUGGAUUAAAGGCACACCACAGACCAGAACUUCCACCAGCCGACUUAAAAUUACAUAGGUGGCUUGUCAAACUCAAUUGAUUAGUACUGUAAAAAGAAAAAAGACGCCCUCAUUAAAGCUUGGAUUCAACGGUCCAAAACAAAACAAAAAAAUGCAGCUGCCAUUAAAGUCACAGAUGAACAAACCUCUAAACUCAGUUUUUUAAAAAACCGAGAAUAAGAGCAUCAAGUUUCUGGAUUUGUCUCAUCAACAGACACAAAAAGACGUCACUGUACAACUUCAUUUCAAAAUGAAGGCUUUUAUCUGGACCACAGGUGUGCUGUUCUUCCUGCUGCUGGACACUGGGCACUGUAGAGGAGGGCAGUUCAAAACGAAAACACUGACCCCGAGGAGACACCCUCGUGCCACAGACAGUAAGGAGGAAACAAAGAAAUGUUCCUACACAUUCCUGGUCCCUGAACAAAAGAUCACCGGGCCUAUCUGUGUCAACACUAAAGGGCAAGAUGCAGGCACCAUUAAAGACAUGAUCACCAGGAUGGACCUGGAGAACCUGAAGGAGGUGCUCUCCAGGCAGAAGCGGGAGAUAGACGUCCUGCAGCUGGUGGUGGACGUGGACGGAAACAUCGUCAAUGAAGUCAAGCUGCUGAGAAAAGAAAGCCGCAACAUGAACUCUCGAGUCACCCAACUCUACAUGCAACUACUCCAUGAGAUAAUCCGUAAGAGGGAUAAUUCGCUUGAACUUUCCCAGCUGGAAAACAAGGUCCUCAAUGUCACCACGGAAAUGCUGAAGAUGGCAAGCAGGUACAGGGAGCUGGAGGUGAAGUACGCGUCCUUGACGGACCUCGUCAACAACCAGUCGGUGACCAUCACUCUGCUGGAGGAGCAGUGCCUGAGACUAUUUUCCCGACAAGACACCCGUGUGUCGCCCCCUCUGGUCCAGGUGGUGCCACAACACACUCCCAACAGUCACCAGUACACUCCAGGCCUGCUGGGGGGCAACGAGAUCCAGAGGGACCCAGGCUAUCCCAGGGACUCAGUGCCACCACCCGACCUGGCAAGUUCUCCUACCAAAAGUCCUUUCAAGAUUCCACCUGUAACAUUCAUCAAUGAAGGACCCUUCAAAGACUGUCAGCAAGCAAAAGCAGCUGGGCAUUCUGUCAGUGGGAUCUACCUGAUUAAACCUGAAAACAGCAACGGACCAAUGCAGCUGUGGUGUGAGAACAGCCUGGACCCUGGCGGCUGGACUGUGAUUCAGAAAAGGAAGGAUGGCUCUGUCAACUUUUUCAGGAAUUGGGAAAAUUAUAAGAAAGGGUUUGGAAACAUUGACGGAGAAUACUGGCUUGGACUGGAAAAUAUCUAUAAGCUUAGCAAUCAAGAUAAUUAUAAGCUGUUAAUUGAACUGGAAGACUGGAGUGAUAAAAAGGUCUAUGCAGAGUACAGCAGCUUUCGUCUGGAACCUGAAAGUGAAUACUACAGACUGCGCCUGGGGACUUACCAGGGCAACGCAGGCGACUCUCUGAUGUGGCAUAAUGGCAAGCAGUUCACCACGCUCGACCGAGAUAAGGACACAUACACAGGAAACUGUGCUCACUUUCACAAGGGAGGCUGGUGGUACAACGCCUGCGCACACUCUAACCUCAACGGAGUAUGGUACCGAGGGGGCCACUACCGGAGCAAGCACCAGGACGGAAUCUUCUGGGCCGAGUACAGAGGCGGGUCCUACUCCAUGAGGGCAGUCCAGAUGAUGAUCAAACCUAUCGACUGAGGACAGGCCCCCGGAUGGAACGGCACGGCACCGCUGUGUUCCAUCCCUGAACAUGUCAAUGCUGCCCGUACAUUACUUUGCACAAUUUAUUUCUACAGAUGGUUUCCAAAAUG